Salvia miltiorrhiza (redroot sage) is the source of this 1906-nucleotide messenger RNA. RefSeq names its product probable methyltransferase At1g29790. Lineage: Eukaryota; Viridiplantae; Streptophyta; Magnoliopsida; Lamiales; Lamiaceae. Bases 391 to 1791 code for a protein of 466 amino acids. The transcript has a single exon. The record is from RefSeq and is a predicted model, not a curated record. Gene Ontology annotation, molecular function: methyltransferase activity.
GGCUUUUGUAUAUUUAAUAGAUAUUGUAAACAAUUGUCAAUUGCCAUCAAACACGGUUUGUUGUGCAAGGAAAAUGCAUGUGAAGCUGCACUAGUCAAUAAAUUAUACUCUCAACUUGUCUGAUUUCGAGCUUUUUCUUCUUCUUUUUUGUUAUUGGUUUCUUCAACGAGAUUAAUACCCAGAUUUCCAUGUUCUUAGCCUUACAGUUUACGGAUUUCCAGCUCUAAAGCCACUUACCAUGCGCUAUUUUCAACCUUUUUCACAUUACACUUUCCUAAAGCUACCAAAACUGACGAAAUUCAUUCCAUUGGUAGAUCCCCAAAUUAAUCAGUUAUCCAACUGAUUUUAGUUUCUUCUCUAAAUCUAGGUUUUUUGAUUUGGGGGAGAAGCAUGGCGAAAUCAUGCUUUCCCAAAUGUAGGUUAGGCAGAAUAAUGGGAUGGAUUCAGAUUGUGUUGGGAGGUCUGGUCAUAAUCGUCAGCAUCUCCACUCUCUCCAGAUUCUACACCGCCGGUUUCUUCCUGCAAAACGACGACAUCUGCCGCCAUUUCCACGCCUCCUCCCCCGCCUACGACGCCGUCGACAUGGCCGCGCUGGCCGCCAGAGUCACCCAAGUUCUCGACAAAUUGGAAAACCUGCAGGAGAAGCUCGAAUCCACGGUGCAAAACAUGGACAAAAUCGGCGCCGAUCAACUGCAAAACACCAACAUCUCAAAACUCGACCACAAGAGAUUUCUGGAGGAGGAGGUGAUCCGGCCGCUCUACCGCGCCCACAUCGCCCUGCGGCAGAUCCGGCUGCCGCGGGUCGAGAACUCCACGCUCAAGGAGGAUCCAUUGAUCAACGCCUUCGUGGUCGAGGAGAUGCGGAAGUACAUCACCCCCAAGCCGAACCGGGUCGGGAAGGUGAACAUCUACGGCACCGAGAGCGUGCACAACACGAUCGGCCACGCGUGCGCGCUUCUCAAGGAGGAGGUGGAGGAGUACAUGGACUACGACGUCGGGUCCUACUGCAAGGACGACUGGCCCCACGGCCAGAAGCUCAUGCUCCGUGGCUGUGACCCACUGCCACGGAGGAGGUGCUUAAGUAGAGCCUCAAAGCUCUACUUAAGGCCCCACCCCAUCAACGUGUCCCUUUGGCGCAUGCCAGAGGGGCGCAAUGUGAGGUGGAGCAACUACCAAUGCCGGAACUUCGAGUGCCUCUCUAGUAAGAACCCUAAGAGAGGCUACUCGAAGUGCACCGGGUGCUUCGAGAUGGAAAAGGAGAAACUCAAGUGGGUGGUCAACUCGUCAUUGCCCGUGGAUUUCCUAAUCGCGGAUGUCCUCGGGCUGAAGCCCGGGGAGAUCCGGAUCGGGCUCGAUUUUGGCGUGGGGACGGGCACGUUCGCUGCGCGGAUGAGGGAGCAGAACGUGACUAUCGUCUCCACGGCAUUGAACCUAGGGGCCCCCUUCAACGAGAUGAUCGCUCUGAGGGGGUUGAUCCCUUUGUACGUGACGUUGAAUCAACGGUUGCCGUUUUUCGAUAACACGAUGGAUAUAAUUCACUCGACCGGGUUCAUGGACGGGUGGAUCGACCUGCAGUUGCUCGAUUUCAUAUUGUUCGAUUGGGACCGGAUUCUGAGGCCGGGUGGGUUGUUGUGGAUCGACCGGUUUUUUUGUGAGAGGAAGGAUUUGGAUGAUUACAUGUAUAUGUUCUUGCAGUUUAGGUAUAGAAAACAUAGGUGGGUUAUUGCUCCCAAGUCUAAGGAUCAAGUGUUUCUCUCUGCAUUGCUUGAGAAACCUCCUAGAUCCUUGUAAUCAUCGUCAUUUUAUUUCCUUUCUCAUCAAUUUGUAUUUUGAGGAAAAUGUUUGAUUCACUUGUCAAACUAAUAAUGAACGAGUGUGAAUAAGAAUACCAAUAAUUGAAUAUUGA